CUCAGUUCCGCCCUCCCCCCACCAGUUCCCCGCGCUCCCCUGGCCGCCAUGUUUUCCAACAGGGCCCGGCUUUGGCUUCCCCCAUAAGGAAAUGGCCAAGGAACACCAAGGAGCCCUAGGGCCAUCGCUACUACGGAGCCCGAGCUAACGAAGCUUGAAGGAGGCCAUGGCGUCCAGCAGUAACUGGUUGUCCGGGGUGAACGUCGUGCUGGUGAUGGCCUACGGGAGCUUGGUAUUUGUGCUGCUGUUCAUUUUUGUGAAGAGGCAGAUCAUGCGUUUUGCUAUGAAGUCUCGAAGAGGCCCCCAUGUCCCUGUGGGACACAAUGCUCCCAAGGAUCUGAAGGAAGAGAUUGACAUCCGACUAUCCAAGGUCCAGGAUGUAAAGUAUGAACCCCAGCUUCUUGAAGAGGAUGAUGCCAGACUUUUGCAGCUGGAGACACCAGGAAAUCAACAUUGCUACAACUACCUGUACAGGAUGAAAGCAUUGGAUGCCAUUCGUGCCUCUGGUAAGAGUCGGUCAGAGAUCCCAUUCCAUUCAGAAGGCCGGCAUCCUCGUUCCCUAAUGGGCAAGAACUUCCGCUCCUAUCUGCUGGAGCUUCGAAACACAAGUACCCCCUUCAAGGGUGUCCGAAAAGCUCUCAUUGAUACCCUGCUGGACGGCUAUGAGACAGCUAGAUAUGGAACUGGUGUCUUUGGCCAGACUGAAUAUCUACACUACCAAGAAGCACUGAGUGAACUGGCUGCAGCUGUCAAAGCUCGUGGUGGGAGCUCUCAGCGGCAGCACCAAUCAGCAGCUAAGGAUCUAACACAGUCUCCUGAAGUUUCCUCCCCAACAACUAUCCAGGUCACCUAUCUGCCCUCCAGCCAGAAGAGUAAAAGAGCCAAGCACUUCCUAGAGCUGAAGAGUUUUAAGGAUAACUACAACACACUAGAGAGCACCCUCUGACUGAAUUUGGGGAUAGCCAUAGCCAACAUAGCUCCAAUAGGAGAAUCCAGUCUGUACCCAGGAAUCUCUUCAGGGCAAGAGACACAGCAGCACUGGACAGCAUUGAUAGCAUUAUGCCCAGAAUUCUUGAAAUGUGUGUCUGGAGAUCAUUCCUUAGCUUAUCCCUGUGGUCUGUUGAACUACAGUUCCAUGAGGCUCUCUUUCCCUCUCCAAUAGAUUUUUUAAUGGAGUUGAAUCCACAUAUUUUUCUUCUCUUCGUGUCAUUUCCUCCUUACCCCAACUUGUUUUCGAUCAUGGUUAUUUUUUGCCUUCUCCCAAAGUCAGUUUUAUCCUAAAUAGAUUAGUGGGAGUGGGGGAGGGGGCAUUUAUGAUGUUAGAAAUGGAAACCACAGAGCCCCCUAUCUUACCCACUCAGGUGGGGACUCUAGCCCACAGACAUGUCAUUUAAAGUUGUGGAGUAAAAAAGGCAGAAGAGAACUAGGGUAUUGUACUUCAGCCAAGCCUUGUUGAGAUUUGUGUUGUGUUUCAUGCACUGCCUUGCCCUUCUCUUCACAUACUGUAUAGAACAAGAUGUGACUGAGGGAAACUGUCAGUGAUAUAGGCACUAAUUCCAUAUUCCCCCAAUAAGUCACUGCACUGGUCUGACUUUAUAAACCGGUUAUUUAAUAAAAACAGCUGUAAAAAUAA
Vombatus ursinus (common wombat) is the source of this 1633-nucleotide messenger RNA. RefSeq lists its product as uncharacterized. NCBI's taxonomy places the organism in Eukaryota, Metazoa, Chordata, Mammalia, Diprotodontia, Vombatidae. Gene Ontology annotation, biological process: phagocytosis. The transcript has 7 exons. The coding region runs from base 167 to 946 and encodes 259 amino acids. The record is from RefSeq and is a predicted model, not a curated record.